This is a messenger RNA of Penicillium crustosum, 645 nucleotides long. RefSeq lists its product as uncharacterized. Bases 1 to 645 code for a protein of 214 amino acids. Gene Ontology annotation, molecular function: protein binding. The transcript has a single exon. NCBI's taxonomy places the organism in Eukaryota, Fungi, Ascomycota, Eurotiomycetes, Eurotiales, Aspergillaceae. The record is from RefSeq and is a predicted model, not a curated record.
AUGGCCAGUGAAAUCGAUAUCUACAACCAAUACCCAUUGUAUAUGGACCCAGCCACCAAAGCUCUCUCACUCCCACCCUCAUCCGCCCAAACACCCUCCCAAACAGCCGCAAUCAACGCCGAACUGGAAGAACUGAACCAACUACACCGCGCCCUAAUCAGUCUCGACCCACCCAACAUCCCCCCGGCGCCUCUCCCCGUAAACCCCAAGCGCAGCGCACAGAUCUCCAAACUCCGCGACAGCGCCAACACCGCCCACCGCAAAUCCAACUACGAAGAGGCAAUUAAGCUGUACUCGUACGCCAUCGACAUGGGACUCAGCCGACCGGGCUGGGAGCCUAUUGGCGUUGCACGCGAGGAGUUGUCUGGUCUUUAUGCGAACCGCGCGCAGGCACACAUGGCGUUGCAGGCUUGGCCUGAUGCGUUGGUCGAUGCUAAGGCGAGUGUUGACUCGAAGCCUGUUGGGAAUGUUAAGGCUUGGUGGCGUAUUGCUAAGUGUCUUGCGGAGAUGAGUCGCUAUGAGGAGGCGCGCAGGUUCUUGCAUAAGGCGCUGGAUAUUGAAGGGAAGGAUUCUGAGGGUGGGAAGGAGCUGUUUGCGUUGCUUGGGGAGGUUGAUAGGGCUUUGUUGCGGGGAUUGUCAGCUUAA